ACUCUCGGUCGUACCAGGGCAUUCGGGGGCAAUAAGUCGUCUGAUCUAAAUUAACACUUACGUUGGAACUGGUAUAUGUAACAAAUUUAUUGAUGCAAUUUUAUGGUCAAUAAUCAUCAGACUUUAAUGUAUUAUUCUACAAUAUAAGUUGAUCAAGUCAUACAAAUACCAAUCAGAUCUAUUACUGACAACCCCAUUAUUAUGAUACUAGUGUAUGUAAGUUCAUAUUAAGUUAGUAAGUAACUUAUUUGUAGUUCUUGUCACUUUCUUAUCUCUCAAUAACUUCGUAUAUAUUACAUUGUCUGCAUAAUGUCCUGGCUUUUCAUUGGUUCCACAUUAAAAUUUCACCCAAACAAGAUUCUAUAUGAUAAUAAUAUCCUCUUGGUUUCAUAUUUAGUCUUAACAUAUUCGAUCAAUGGAAGCACUACUUGCCUGCGUAGAUAUUCCUCCAAAUUGUCAUGAUGCUAUACCUCUCUUGAACUUGGAAAAUCAAUCUUUCUCCAAGCUUUUCAAGCGAAUCCUAAAAAGGUUGGAAAAAGGGGAGACUUGUGUUCAAAAGACGUUGCCUAAAUUAUUAAAUGAUGGUACUGAAAAAGAGUCAGAAUACGUACUUAUUGGGACUAUUGAAGAGGAAAAUUCCAGAAUAUUAUUCGCACGACUUCUAAACUCAUCAGGGAAUAAUGAAAUAUACAAACUUCCAUUUUUUCGUUUCACCGUCCGUAAGAUUGAUGAAUCUAUAACAAAACAGAAUCAGGAUGUUGCAAAUAACAGCAUUGAACCUUAUCUGCAUGAUACUUUUAAACGUCUUGAUGAUAAAAUGGAAAAUUUUUCAACACAGUUGUCGAAAUUGGUAGAAUCUUUGUCACAGAAAUCAGCGCCUGGUUCUGCAAGAAAACCGAAAACACCUGCGGCAACUGCUUCAGUAAAUACUGCUGCAUCAAAACCUAACUUGACAUCGAAACCUAUAUUAGCUCCACAACUUUCACCAACUUCCACUCCCAAAUCAGCACCAGCAUCCGUAUUGAAACCUGGAUCUAUACCAAAACUUGCAUCCACUCCAAAGUCUAUGGUUAUAAAUCAAGCAGGUGCUCUUGUUUCAUCCACUGCAAAUAAACUUAAAUCAACCCCGAUUAAACCAUCAUCUGACCAUGUUUUAGAAAGACAACUUUUAAAUGAAAGUGGCACUAAAAAGAAACAAACUGAAUCAUUGACACAAGCUCAUAGUCAAAUUGAAAAUCCCAGAUUUGCUUCAAUGAUUGAUAAAGCUAUUGAUCAUGUAUUAGAUCGUAUUCAUAAAGGGAAAGAUAUUAAAAUUGGACCAAUGUUACAAGAAAGAUUAUGUUCUAUCAAUAGAUGUAAUAAUAAUACAAUGGAUCAUAUUGAACUAUCUAAUCAUGUUGAUAUGGAUGAUGAAGAUGAUGAUGUCAACGUUGCCAAUCUGACUACUUAUAAUAACAAUAUUGUCUAUGAUAGAAAUCAACAUAAUCUUAAUGUAAAACCUAAAAAGAAUUUAGUUGCUAUUUCACCAUGUGUAUCAUUUAUGAUGAAACCAGUUCAAAGUAGUGCUACUACCACUACUACUACUACUACUACUACUACUACUACUAGUAGUAGUAGUAGUGGUAAUAACAUUAAAUUAAAUACUACUAAUAAUAGAAAGCAUCAAUUAUCUACUGAAGAUUAUGAAGAACUGGAAGCUGUUUUACAAAAUGAUGACGGUAUAAGUAGUAUUCAUUAUUCAAAUGAUACUACUGAUUAUAUUGUUAGUAAUGACAAUGAACGAAAACAUAAACAUAAAAAACGAAAACAUUCAGAUGAUUAGAUAAUGAAGCAAAGAAACAACACUAUCUGUAUAUAUGUUCAUGUGUGUGUGUGUGUGAGCGUCCAACUUCACUUUUGUACAUAAUAACAAUAGUCUUAUUAUACUGUGUCAUAUCUGACUGUACUUUUCUGUGGACUAAUCCAUUUAUUACAUGAGUGCUUAAUGGUUUUAUCAUUUAUGUAACCUUUUUGUUUUGAUAUAGUAACAAGCUAAUAAGUUAUAAUUUAUGUAUAUAUAUAUAUAUAUAUAAUCAAUAUAUUUUCUAUCAACCA
Messenger RNA from Schistosoma rodhaini, 2094 nucleotides. The record is from the annotation of a GenBank genome assembly. NCBI's taxonomy places the organism in Eukaryota, Metazoa, Platyhelminthes, Trematoda, Strigeidida, Schistosomatidae.